AUGGUCGAAGACAGCUCGAAGAAGAAACCGAUGGGCGUCAGGAUUGGGAAAAGUUUCAAGGAUGUGAAUCGAGAAUUACGUGCAAAAUUGUCCAACAUCAACAAAAAUCUUCUACCUGGCAGCAAAGAAAGGAAGCCACAAAGCAUGGGAUCCUCAAAGCAAUCUCCUAUAAUAGCCAAACCAACGACGAACCAACCAACCAGAAAAAUCCCAAGUGUCACUGCUCAUUCACCUCCACGAUCACCAGUUCAAGUCCGAAAGAAGGAUUCAGUGACGAGAUCACAAACAAAUAAGAAGAAAACUUCGAGUGACACUGCGGGGACAAGAGAUCAAUCGAACACAUCUCAGUCCAAAGAGAAGAGAAAAAAAGAAGAAUCAGAAGAAUUCUCACCGCCUUCUUCGUCGAGCCCCAGUUCCGAACGCAAGAAAUCGCCCGUGAAAAAACCUGAUCAGUUGAAGCCGAAAAUGCGAAAAAUUUACACCGAAAAACAACUGAAAAAAAUGAUCGACAGAUUAUACAAACAAACAGAAAUCCUACGAGCGGAUGAUCCAUCGGUAGAUACGCUACUGAAGGAAACGAGAGAGUCGAUUCAAGCGAUCGAGGCGUUGGAAAAGCUCUACCAUCACGUCCAUGAAGAGUCAAAAAUACGCACAAAACGGCUCAUGGACGAGUUCGAGCGCCUGAAAACUAUGAGACAGCAGCACGCAAGAGACAUAGACUCACAGAUCGCUCAGCAAGUGCGAACAGAAGUGGACAACAAGAAGGAACUUGAGGAAAUCCUGAACGAUAGUAAUGUGAAGAAUCUGGUGGCAAAACCUGUGGGAUCAAAAGAAGAAGUGGAACAACAAUCUUCGUUUGUUGUAAACAUGCUGCGAGGUCACGUUGUUAUGCCACCGUCCCAUUCAGGUGGUAUGAUACCCACUCUUGGGUUUCUUUUGUGCAUCUUUGCACUCAUUCACAACUCAUCCACAUAUAGACUGAAUGUUCCUCGCGUCCUUCUACCGUAUCAUCCCAAUAUCCCGGUAAAAUUUAUUCUAGAAGUUAGUCAACCGUCAGGAGGAUGUUUUAAGUGGCGAUCUACUCGUCCCGAUGUGGUCUCCGUAAGCCCAAUAGGUUCGAAAGCUGCCGAGUGCUCUGACAGAGCAGAGAUUCGAGCAACUGCGAAGGCAGUUUCGGGGGAAUUCAGUGCUGUGGUGUUCGCUGAAGAUAGUGGUUCUGGAACGAUGCUCAGUUGUGGCGUUACAGUUGACCAGAUUUCAAAGAUCCGCAUAAAGACGACAACAAAAAUCUUGUUCGUAGAUGCUGCACCAGCGCGCAUCCUCGUUGAGGCGCUGAACGCCGAAGGUGACACUUUUUCCACACUUAGUGAGAUCCCAAUCGAAUGGGAGUUAUCACAUGCCGGAGAGGGCCGUCCGCUCAGGAUCGUUCCUUUCGAGCAAUCGACCUAUGAAGCUCCGGCUGAAAUUGUGACAUUGGAGAAUAAGAAAAAGAAAGGUUAUAUAAUACUCGUGGAAGGAGUCCUUACUGGAUCAGCAACAUUAACAGCCAGGUUUGCCGAGCCGCACUUUAAGAGCAUCGCUUCAGACAGUCUUGAACUUACAGUGGUAGCUAAUCUACUGCUGCUACCUGCUCAUGAUCUUUUCCUGCCCGUAAAUGCCGUAGUACCAUUCCAAGUGCAAAUUGUGAAACAAAGCAGCACUGAAGUGGUUCCAAUGCCGUCGUCCUUGUACUACCUGAAAGUUGACUCAGAAGCUAUUUGUUUGCUUGAUAAAAUGACCUCUUCCAUACGAGCUUUAGCUCGCGGGCGGACGAAUAUCCAUCUUUUUAGUCACAAUGUGGAUGUGAAGGCGAAGACGGGAGUGCGACCUCCGUCAACAUCUAUAAAUGUGGUUGACCCAGAAACUAUUCAGUGGGUAAUUUUCGAAGGCGGUAAUUGGCUAUUACAAACUGGUACGCGUUACAAACUCUCUGUUUCGUUGCUCGAUCCACAUGGAAAUUCGAUGUUUAUCAGUGAUAACUUGAGAUUUGACAGCGUCAUUCCAAGUGACUAUUUUGAAAUCCAUAUUAAAUCCAAGAAUCACACCUAUUUCGAAGUGACACCUAGAAAAGUGGGAAAGACAUUGCUGAAGAGUAAAUUCACUGCAGUUCUGGAUGAGAAUGAGAAGGAACAACUAACUACUGGUAAAGUCACUGGUGAGCAAGUUGUGCAAAUUGUGGAUCCUGUACUGAUCACUCCUUCCGACGUUGUAUUUCCAUACCUCCCUCGACGGAAGACUUCAUUUCCAUUGAAGGUAACAGGUGGGAGUGGUCUCUACGAUUGGAGCGUUGCUGAUUCUACCGUAUGUAGCAUUGAUUCGAAUGGGGUGCUCAGCAGUUCAUCACCGGGUACAACUGUAGUUACUGCUUCUGACAAGCGAAAUCCAGCUCAUAAAGACGUUGCUCGGGUGUCCGUCGUUGACGUACUAUCUCUGACUUUUGGAAAAACCCGAAAAGAAGCCGAAGUGGGGUCAAACCUCAUCCUGAAUGUACAGCUCAUGGGCUUAGGCACUGACGGAUCAAUUCCCUUCACUGACUGCCGAGCAGCAGACUUUGUUGUGCGGUCGUCCGACAAUAGCAUAUUCAAACCUGUACCAGAUUCACCUCCUUCGCUGCCGACUGUAGGUACUGGUUGCUCGACGGUCGCAUUGAAAGCUGUUUCAUCUGGAGAUGCUAAAAUUACUGUCUCAUUUGCACGCUAUGAGGCGACAAUAGACGUUUCGGCCUACCCAGCUCUCAAUGUGGUUAAUAACGAUCUUUCUUUGGCAGUGGGCAGCAGUUUGAAUGUUCGGUUUGAAGGAGGACCCAGACCGUGGUUGCAUGACUCCUCGAAUCAUUACCGUGAAGCAUCUGGUGAUAAAUUGGUGACAACGAAUAUCCUAGACGACGUUCUCAAUGUAAAAUGCAAGUCCGAAGGCGGGUUUACGACUUUACAACUUCAAGUGGGGAAUAAGCCAUCGUCGUCUCUUCCGCUCCCUGCAGUGUCCAGUAUCAAGUUAGCUGUUUGCUGUGCCGUUCCGACAAGACUUGUGAUCUCAACAAUUGAAGGAAAUCAGCCGAAAUGCCCAUCAAAUGUGCGCAUACUCCUAGCGGAUGCAUCCACGAAAUUAGCUCUGGCUGCUCACGGUUCAUGUGGGUCAGGGAUAGAUAGAGUACUAGAUUCUUUGAAUGGUUUCACUGUCAAGUGGACUACUUCAAACAACUCUGUAUUAGAAGUUGGCGAAGUAGAAAAGGACGGGGAAGCUUCUGCUUUUGCCAAGGGACGUGAUAUCGCUGGUUCAGCUGUUAUUACCGCAGAACUGUCUGGGAAGAGCCGAUAUCGUAACCACUUGAAAAACAGUUUAGAACUUCGAUUAGUGAAACCUGUAGUGGGAGAACCAUCUAAACUUGUGCUUUGGAAUGAAGUUGUGACUCUUGGUACUGUGCGUUUAAUUCAUGGAUCUGGUCAUUUUCGUGUACGCGAAAUGCCAGGAGCACCAUUCACAGCAACAGUAAAGGACAAUAUGCUUACGGUUACUCCGAAAUCGCAAGGAAGCGGUUCGUUACGAGUAGAAGACGUAUGUGUGAGCGGCGAUCCACUAGAUAUCCCGAUCAAGAUUACUGACAUACAUUCACUCGUCAUCCAUGGACCGCAAUUCAUGGAAGUUGGAUCCGAUGCUGAAGUAUCCGUUGAUGCUGUAGAUGAGGGCGGAAGUUCAUUCUCUCGAGAUCACGGCGCACUUUCCAAUGCUGUCAUUGAACCCAGCGACCCUACAGUUCUCGUCACGAAGAUUUCUGGUUCUUUAUAUCGUGUCCGUGUGCUGUCCGUGGGCGGGAUCUCUUUGGUAGCUUCCGCCAAGUCGACAACAGGGAGAGUUCUCAAUUCUCUCCCGCAUACUAUUCAAGUUUUCUCUCCUCUUUCGCUUCAUCCGCGGGAAGUCACUCUUAUUCCAGACAGCACGUUCCAGUUAGCAGUUAUCGGAGGACCACAACCUACUCCACAAAUUGAGUUCACUCUCAACAACUCCAAAAUUGCCACUAUAGAGCCGAAUGCGUUGAUCACGUCCAAGAAAUUGGGAUAUACAUCUAUCACCGGUACUGUAGAUAUCGGAGGACAACACUCAUCACAGAAUACUGUAACUCUUCGAGUCGUUUCACUGACUGGGAUUCGAGCUGUCGCAAGCACUCAUGUUACGGAGAGAGGAGCUCGCGUUUUGCUCAGAGUGAAUGGAAUAGAUGAAAGAGAAUCGCCAUUCUCUUUUGGUGGGGCACUGUAUCCAUUCAAAAUAACUUGGACUGUCAGCCAUCCGGGGGUGCUUCAAAUGGUCCAUCCGUUCGGUCCUUCAUUUUCGGAGACAGAUGACAACCGCUUUACUGUUUGGUUAGAAGGAAAGAGCGCUGGGUCGGCUAUUGUAAAGGUCGUCGUGGAACUGACAGCGCUUGCCAAACAGCAUUUUGCCGGCUCCACUCAAGUCUUUGAAGAUCUUGUAGAAAUUCGAGUCGAAGAGCCGUUAAUGAUGAAGCAACCAAGCUUGCCUGUUUCUACCAUCAGAUUAGCUCAAAACACCGAGCUGCAACUUGAGACAGCAUGGCCGCAAUCAGUUGUUGAAUAUUCCGUUCCGUCUGAAUUCGCUGGUCGUCUGUCCGUUACGAAAUCGGGUUUUGUUCGAACAAAGUCCGCAACGGGACCAGCAACGGUGGUGGUUCGUCGGAUUGACCUUCCGGACAACGAAACCGCUACAGUGCCUUUAUCAGUGUCCAAAGUUGAUGCUAUGGAUGUCAUGUUGCUUACGAAGUUAGAACCAGCUACGUUGAUGUCGUUAUCGCAUUUACCAGUAGGAGCUAAAAUUGCUUUGAAAGUGGUGUUCCGAGACUCAAAAGGACGAGAACUCACUUCGUCGUCAAAGAUUAGCUAUCGACCUCAUAGGUUCGAUUUGACCGACAUCGUAGCCUCGAACGACAAUCGCACAUUUACCAUUACGUUAAAGUCAGCAGGCGAGACAGUACUAAAGAUUUGGGAGACCAAUGAGCCGUCUCAAAACGUUUUUGUUCGUAUCUCUGCAUCGGAAAUGCUCUAUCCAUCAACACGCUUACCGAUUGUCUCGGAUAUUGUGUGCUUCGUCUCACCACUAGCUGGAAUUGCUCGAUGGCAAUCAAGCGAUGAUCGAGUUGAAUGGCUGGAUGUGGAACGAGGGGUUGCGAAGCUUGUAAACACUGGUGAUACACAUAUAACAGUUCACGUCGCUGAGCAGAAAUUGACUACUUCAUUGUCCAUAAACGCGGCUGAACAACUCGUCUUCACCAAUGACUUACCCAGCUUCGUUACGAAUGCGGAAGGCGCUUCAUUUUUGUUCCCACUAAACGUUGCAGCCAACGGAACGUCGUCAUCUCACACAGCUAUGACUGGCUGCACAGAAGAACAGCUAGCUGCACUCUCCUCUAUCCAUGCUCCAUUUGACUGCACUGCUUCGUUUGCUAACAACAAGAUAGGUCCUGCUGUGAAUAUAUUGUCCACUAAAGCUGUUUUCUUGCCAAAAAUGGGAUCUUAUGCAUGUCUGAUUGAACGCCAAGAAGCCGGUCAUGUUCGCCUCGACAUUGCCGGUGCUAGUCAAAUGGAACUUAAUGUGAUGGCUAGAUGGCUCAGCGGCUCAAAUGUUCAUGAAGCGGUUACAAAUACGAUAUUCCAUAUGGCGAUGCGUGUUGUGGAAACGGAGGUCCAGCUCUCUGAUAUGGACCACAAAUCUGCAGUGUUAUCGCUGCAUGUUCCCACGUACCAGCUACGUUAUGUCACUGCAAAUGGUUGUGCUGCCGACAUAAUUACUGUAACUGAGACUCGUCAGUCAUCUGGAGGCAAUAGCGCCGCUAACAAGUUCUUCCUAGUUAAGCUCAAUGUCAAGUCAGCAGCUUUAUGGUCUGAUCUGUCAGAAAAAUGCUCAGUAACAGUUGAGAACAGUAUAACCGGACAGACAAUACACAUUCCAGUUCGAGUACGCAUUGUAGGACAAGCGGCGAAGCAAGUUUAUAAUGCCCUUGAUAGUACUGGUUUUAUCGAUUUUGCUCUGAUAUUCCUACAGCACUACUCGUGGAUCAUUCCUAGCUUGAUGUGGAUUUGUUUGCUCGGAAUUAUUAGCAUCGCUGCCUACUGGUUCCUUCGAAGACGGAUUUGGGAAAAACAAGGCACUUUCAAUGAUACUAGUGCUCUACGAUCUCCCCUUUCAACUUCUGCUGUAAGUCGGGCUUCGAUGUCCAUGCAGAGCUCCCCUAGUUUCUUUCGUGACUCCCCUCUGCUGAAAUCAACACCGAUUUUUGGCGAAUCGAUGAUUACCAGUCCAAGGCAGCAACGACCACUCGGUUCCAAAGGAGAAGCCACGUUGUGGAGCACAGACGCAGCGAGGAGGAAAUAA
Messenger RNA from Necator americanus (New World hookworm), 6420 nucleotides. RefSeq lists its product as uncharacterized. The record is from RefSeq and is a predicted model, not a curated record. Lineage: Eukaryota; Metazoa; Nematoda; Chromadorea; Rhabditida; Ancylostomatidae. The transcript has 46 exons. Gene Ontology annotation, cellular component: nuclear pore. The coding region runs from base 1 to 6420 and encodes 2139 amino acids.